GUCACAAGAGCUCGUCUUCUCCGCCUCUUAAAACCUGACCGUUUUGCUUUCCCUCCCAUGGCCUCCGCAACAGCUCCUCAGGCUUUAUACUCUCUCCUACGCAGAGGCCAAAACGGCGGUCACCUACGAGAAGAACGCCCAAAAAUAGAAAAAGCAAGAAGUACACGAAGCACCAGAAACCAUAAUAAUGGUUUGCGCGUCUUCGCAUCACAAGGCCCACGCAAACGCCAAAGACCGCCACCGGGAGAGGUCAAUCCAAGACUCCAUUCCGGUACUGGCGAUGAAGGUUGGAUCGGAGGAAGCACUCGCUCCGGCCAGUCAACACAACAAAAGUUCAAUGAACAAGACGAGCAGAAUGUCAUGGGCGACAAGUUUGCUGAUUUGCUUAACGACCAAUCUGAUUCCCAUUACCAGUUCUUAGGAGUACGAGUGGACGCAGAUAUGGAAGAGAUAAAGGGCGCAUACCGGAGACUAUCGAAAGAGUACCAUCCAGACACAACCUCUCUGCCCCUAAAAGCUGCUUCGGAGAAGUUUAUGAAGCUGAGAGAAGUGUACGACGUGUUGAGCAACGAAGAAACCCGUAGGUUCUACGAUUGGACGCUGGCUCAGGAGGCUGCAAGCCGCCAAGCUGAGAAGAUGAGGGUGAAGAUGGAGGAUCCCUACGAGCAGGAGGUGAGGAACUAUACGCCGAUGCCGGAGCCGGUUGAUCGGUUUGUGGGAACCAACAUGGAGCUAAGUGAUCAAGCAGUCACAGCCCUCAGCUUUGAUUUGUUCGUUCUUCUUUUUGCCAUUUGUAUCUUCAUUUAUGUGCUUCUCUUCAAAGCACCAUACUACUAAACUAAACUCGUAAUAUAUUACUCAAAAAUUGCUUAUA
Molecule: messenger RNA, 874 nt
Organism: Corylus avellana
Lineage: Eukaryota; Viridiplantae; Streptophyta; Magnoliopsida; Fagales; Betulaceae
Gene: NDHT
Product: Chaperone DnaJ-domain superfamily protein
Source: RefSeq, a predicted model, not a curated record